CGUAACUUUAAUCAAUGUAUUGAAGGGAGAAAUACAUAAAGUAAAGCGUGCACCCUCUAGAAUCUAGAUGUUUGUUGUGAUCAGUAUUCAGUUCAGUCAUGCAGGCUGUGGCUGUGGUCGCUGGGCGCCUCGGGUUGUCAGCGCCACUACUCGCCACUCGACGCCUCACCAGGAUGGCAGACGCACACAGCCGCCCCAGCUCUGACAUGGCCAAGUUCCGAGAGAUGUACAAGAAAGCUAAGCACGUAGUAGUGUUGACGGGUGCUGGGGUGUCGGCAGAGUCUGGAGUCCCAACUUUCCGUGGUGAGGGAGGCUUGUGGAGAAAAUGGAAGGCACAGGACUUGGCAAGCCCCUCUGCUUUUGCACGUGAUCCUUCUCUUGUGUGGGAAUUUUACCACUACCGCAGGGAAGUUAUGGCCACCAAGCACCCUAACCCUGCUCACUUGGCCAUUGCUGAGGCAGAGCAGCGGCUGACAGCGGAGGGCCGGCGCCUUGUGGUGAUCACCCAGAACAUUGACGAGCUGCACAAGAAAGCAGGAUCAAAAGAAAUCCUUGAACUGCACGGGUCCCUCUUCCGAACAGAGUGCACCAUUUGUCAUGAAAUCCUUCCCAACACAGACAGCCCCAUAUGUGCCUCGCUGGAUGGGAAAGGUGCACCAGACCCUAAUGCAGUGGAUGCAAGGAUUCCAGAGUCUGAAUUACCACGUUGCAAGAAGUUCGGACUAUUGCGCCCCAAUGUGGUGUGGUUUGGCGAAGGUCUUGAUGAAAACGUGAUGUUUAAGGCUGGUCGUGAGCUUGAUAGCUGUGACCUGUGUCUGGUAGUGGGAACCUCAUCCGUGGUGUACCCAGCGGCCAUGUUUGCCCCCCAGGUGGCCGCACGAGGAGUGCCAGUUGCGGAGUUCAAUGUGGAGACAACACCUGCCACGCUCAGUUUUGGGUUUUACUUCGAGGGUCCCUGUGGCUCCAUGCUGCCAGCAGCACUCGCCCCUUAACCCUCCUCUCCAGAUGACCAUGAUGUGGAGGGCAAUAGAAGGAUUACCACAGCCAGUGAACUUCAGAUUACUGCAAAUUGUUAA
Portunus trituberculatus (swimming crab) is the source of this 1076-nucleotide messenger RNA. Its product is annotated as NAD-dependent protein deacylase sirtuin-5, mitochondrial-like. Gene Ontology annotation, molecular function: protein-malonyllysine demalonylase activity; NAD+ binding; protein-succinyllysine desuccinylase activity. Lineage: Eukaryota; Metazoa; Arthropoda; Malacostraca; Decapoda; Portunidae. The record is from RefSeq and is a predicted model, not a curated record.